Molecule: messenger RNA, 516 nt
Organism: Gongylonema pulchrum
Lineage: Eukaryota; Metazoa; Nematoda; Chromadorea; Rhabditida; Gongylonematidae
Source: the annotation of a GenBank genome assembly
UUUCUUUUUCUAACCGAAACGCCACGCUACUUGAUCACUCAUGGGCGACAAGCGGAAGCCCAACAGGUGCUGCGCAAACUGUAUGGCGACGAUAAAAAGUGGAUUGAUUAUGAAAUGGGCGAAGUAAAACGUGAAAUGCAGCGCGAAGUGAUCAUGCGUCAAGAACGUGGUAAUGAAUUUGUAUUGUGGCGAGUUCUGCGAACAAAACAUGUGCGCAAGGCUUUGAUGCUUGGUUGCGCGUUACAAAUGUUCCAGCAGCUCGCUGCAAUCAAUGCCAUCUUGUACGUUUCUUUUGCUCAUGGAUUAGAUCUUACAUCUCCAGUACAAGUUGUUGGGACAAUACCACCGCUAAAACUGAUUGAACGGCUCGGAAGACGAACUUUGGUACUUACAUCUUUAGUUGGUGUUAUUAUUACGCUGUGCAUGAUGGGCGGUGCUUUUAUUAUAGUCAAUCGUGAUUCGGCAAAAAUCGACCCCGGUGAGUUCCGUAUCAACAAAUGUUUCUUGGGAUACUGA